Tyto alba (common barn owl) is the source of this 2534-nucleotide messenger RNA. RefSeq names its product endosulfine alpha (gene ENSA). NCBI's taxonomy places the organism in Eukaryota, Metazoa, Chordata, Aves, Strigiformes, Tytonidae. The transcript is spliced from 3 exons. Gene Ontology annotation, molecular function: protein phosphatase inhibitor activity. The record is from RefSeq and is a predicted model, not a curated record. The coding region runs from base 109 to 462 and encodes 117 amino acids. Gene Ontology annotation, cellular component: cytoplasm.
CGUCAGGCACCCGAGACGCUAGGGGGCAGCGGCGGCCAUCUUGGAAGGAGAGCGCGGGGCCGGGCGGAGCGGAGGGAGCGCAGAAGCCUCCCCCCACCCCGCCCCGCCAUGGCAGCCCCGCUCGGUACCGGCGCCCGUGCGGAGGAGACCGGGCAGGAGAAACAGGACACACAGGAGAAGGAAACUGUCACCCCUGAGAGGGCAGAAGAGGCAAAACUGAAGGCAAAAUACCCCAACCUAGGCCAGAAGCCCGGAGGCUCUGACUUCCUCAUGAAGAGGCUGCAGAAAGGGCAAAAAUAUUUUGAUUCUGGUGACUACAACAUGGCCAAGGCAAAGAUGAAGAACAAGCAGUUGCCAAGUGCGGGGCCAGACAAGAACCUGGUGACAGGAGACCACAUCCCUACACCGCAGGACCUCCCGCAGAGAAAAUCCUCACUUGUAACCAGCAAGUUGGCAGGGUAGCCUGCACUCACAGGCUGGGUUUUUUCCUAUUUUCUUUUUUUCUUUUGGCUCAAUGGAUUGAACUUCACUGUACUAUAGGGACAAGAGCACCAGAAUCCACAUAGUUAUUUGAGUAUUUACAGCAAACACACCAAAACUGAGAAGGCGAGUGAGAGGUGUCAGUAGCCCAGGACAGACAGGCAGAUUUGAUUGGGCCAUUCCUUUUAGCGAGUCGGUUUGCUGCCUUAAUUUUCGUGCUGUUUGAAACCAUUCUCACUUGCAGGGCCACUGAAGCGCUGCCUUCUCUCUGGGAGAGUUGAGCAGCCCCAAGAGAAGCAGGGACAUGCUCUGCUCAAAGGAGUUGCUUGCUGUUUUGCUUGGCACUGGGUAGGAGGGGAGAGCUCAGAGCUGUGGCGUGUGAAUGCUCUUCAGACAUCUGGUGUCUGCAGAGGAAGAGCCUGUUGGGCAUAAGGUGUGAUACAUGAUCUGGAAGUUUAGUUAAGUGUGUGCGUUAGAGUUUCAAAGUGAAGAGGGUAGCUGAUAUGCAAAAAAUCACGUGGCUGUGUUUCUGGGCUGAGCUGCCUGCGAUCUGUCCCCUGCUUGCACAAAACAUCUGAGCUCACACGAGGGGAUGAUGUGUCCAACAGCUGUGGGAGAGGGGCCAGGUAGUGUUUGAAACAGUCCUCGUGGCUUGGAGCUGCGAUGAGGCAUUUGCUGCUCCGGAGGUAGAGCCCCUACCACAGCUGCAUCUGAGCGUGGCUGUGAUGAGGGGGCACAGCAUGACGCUUGCAGCUGCCCCAGAGGAUUUGGGGGCAGUUUCUCCCUCCCUGGUCAGUUCUGGCCAGUGAGGCUGGCUGCCUUGGCAAGGGUGAGAGCUGGCUCCUCUCCUGGCUGCAGGGUGGGCAGCAGAAGGUAGUGAGCUGAAUCCCACCAGCAGCAGGGUGCUUGGAACACAGGAAAGCACAGCCAAGCAGCCAGGCAGAGCCCUGUCUGAGGUCACAUCCAGCCCCUGCCUGAUGCCCAGACUUUGGUGCUUGCAGAGCAGGGCUGGCAGCAGCUGCUGAGACAGAUGUGAGCUGUUGGAGCUGAUCUCUGGAGGGAGAGAGGCAAGACUGGGAAUAACCACCAUGGAAGGGAAAAAAGCACUGGAGACAGACAGCAGGGAGAUUAGGAAGAGAGGAGUGCAGAGGCAAACCUGUGUUGGCAGUGUGAAGCACCCCAAACUUGUAUUUAUUUCUUCUCCUUUUUCUUCUUGCCUUUUAUUUGCUCCAGGCCUAAAAAAAAAACCCAAAAGCAAAAACAAACAAACCAAACCAAAAGGUUGGUGAGAUGGCUGCAGCCUGCAGAAUGACAUGCAUGCUCGGUGCGUGUACUGUCCCCUCCACAUGCAGCAGAGACAACGUGGACUCCCAUCCUGUGCAGUGGAAGAUCUCGGCAUGCCUGUGCCAGGGCAGUGCUAAACCUGCCCUGUUUAGGCCCAGAUUUGAAGGCGUGUGUGCAAAAGGAAGUCAAGUGGGCGUCUUUUUUUCUUCCUUUAGGGAUUCCAAUCAGGUCAGGAGAAACCAAGACAGGGAGGCUACAGGCAGUGCUCUGCACAGGCACCGCUUUCCUUACAUGUGUUCUUGGCUGGCUGACCCGGGCUUUCCUGAGAACGUGUUUCACUCUCUACUCUUUCCUGCUGCUGGCUGAAGUGAGGAACGCAGUGUUGCUUUCUGGGAGAGUGUUUGCCAAGGGUGUGCUGGAAUGCUUGCGUCUGCCUUCAGGUGGUUUGGAGCAAGCCAGCCACGGCUCUGCUCAUCUGGACACUGUGGGCAAGGGGCUCUGUUGCUGGCCCCAUGGCCGCAGAGGACAGUUUUCUUUUUAUGGAGUGGGCAAGGAGCACAGCAGGAUUGGGGGCUGCCCACUUGUAACCACAGGUCCACUGUUCUGUCUCCAUUGCCUUUCCAGACCCUGUGUGACCUGACCAGGGCAGUGCUGGCAGUGGCUGUGCAACCUCCUUGAAUGUUCUGCUGUCUGUCCCAGCCAUGUUGUAAAUAGAUAUGAAUCAUAUAUAUAAAAAUAUAUAUAAUUUUUUACAUGUUCAUCUCUCCUCA